This is a messenger RNA of Tripterygium wilfordii, 1016 nucleotides long. RefSeq names its product protein cornichon homolog 4-like. Bases 215 to 628 code for a protein of 137 amino acids. The transcript is spliced from 4 exons. NCBI's taxonomy places the organism in Eukaryota, Viridiplantae, Streptophyta, Magnoliopsida, Celastrales, Celastraceae. The record is from RefSeq and is a predicted model, not a curated record. Gene Ontology annotation, biological process: vesicle-mediated transport.
GAAGGACGAAAAGAAUAUUGUUUGUCGGGUAAAUUAGGAUUUAUAAAAAGACAAACUUCGAAACUCCAAACUCCUUUGGAUUGUCUGAACUCCGAAGUCCGAUCACUCCAAAUUACUUUAACGAGUUCGCGUGCGCAACUCCGACUUUACCGUCGAACCCAGAUUAGGGAGGAAGAGAGAAAGAGAGUGUGUGUGUGUGUGUGAGCAGAGGAGCAUGGGAGAUCUCUACGUAUGGCUCAUCUCCUUCUUCUUCAUCAUAGCCCUCCUUGUCAUGGUCGUCUUCCAGCUCAUGUGCUUGGCAGAUCUAGAAUUUGAUUAUAUUAAUCCUUAUGAUUCUUCAUCUCGGAUCAACAAGGCGGUUUUUCCAGAGUUUUUCACACAAGGAGCUCUGUGCAUCUUAUAUCUUAUAACAGGGCACUGGUGCAUGGCGCUGUUUUGUGCUCCAUAUCUCUACUUCAAUGUGAGGCUUUAUACUCGAAAACAACAUCUAGUGGAUGUGACUGAGAUAUUCAACCAGCUUCAUUGGGAAAAGAAGCAACGACUUUUCAAACUUGGCUAUCUUAUCGUUAACCUAUUCCUCGCCAUAUUCUGGAUGAUCAUGACUGCGUUGGAAGAUCAUGAUGAUUAGCUGCUGCCAACUUCUCUAUUGGGUCUUGAUUGGAACUGGGAAGUACGGAUUCCAUAAGCUUCUUCCUUGUUUGAGUGGUGGGUGGCACUAUUUUGCUACCAUUUUUGAACAAGGGAUCUGUUGUAACUGCAAUAGUGUUAGCAUGGCAGGUUUGGAGGAUAUUUGGUUGAUUUUUUGAAGUAUAAUUCCUAGGCAUUCUUGUUUACCAUUUCGUUUGCCCCUUUUUGUACGACGAUCUGGCGUUGGCGCCAGGCAUAAGGCCUGCCUCGAGGCUUUGGACCGAAUGUAUAUGAGCAGCUGAAAUUAAACACAGUCGCCAUAAUUUAUUUUGAUGGAAUGAGUGUCCGAAUCUACUAUUCAAUUUGGUUAUUGGAGUGAUUUGAUGAAA